Messenger RNA from Anopheles coustani, 5237 nucleotides. RefSeq names its product E3 ubiquitin-protein ligase Smurf1 (gene Smurf). Bases 831 to 4451 code for a protein of 1206 amino acids. Gene Ontology annotation, biological process: ubiquitin-dependent protein catabolic process; negative regulation of BMP signaling pathway. The transcript has 14 exons. The record is from RefSeq and is a predicted model, not a curated record. Gene Ontology annotation, molecular function: protein binding; ubiquitin-protein transferase activity. NCBI's taxonomy places the organism in Eukaryota, Metazoa, Arthropoda, Insecta, Diptera, Culicidae.
GUAUUGCGAACGCUUCGAAAACAAAAAAAUAAGUGACAUCCCGUGCAGAAACGCAGCAAUCAUAAUAUACUCGGAAUUCAACAGCCUUUGCAGUAGUAGUCAUCGUCGUGUUCGUUGCAGCAGCAUCUAUGGUAUAAGCAGAGUGGCAGAAACGGGGGAAAAUGGUCGACCAGCGCGAGAAGCAUGCUACGAUCAUCGUAGUUGAUAUUCCGGUGCGAUUUGCCUUUCUCGUCUAGUGUGUGUGUUUGUGUACGUGUACGCCAGGAAAGCAGAAGAAUAAUAAGAUGAUGUAUGACCAGAGGGUUGAUGUUUUUUUACUUACUGAUUCUAUCAUUCAUUAAUGAUUGUAGAUUGCUGAUGAGCAAAGUGAGUGAGUAAAGUGAGAAAGAAAUCAUCGUUACCUACACUGAACUGUUCCAGUGUGCGCUGUGCAGUGUGGAGAAGAAAAAAAAAGCAGCAUAAAUUUUAAUAAAGAAGCGGAAGUCGCUUUUGUUGUGUGAAACGGGUGCAAAAAGUGUAGCUAUUUAGCCUAUUGUUCAUUGCGCGUGGUGCAGCCUGAGUGCAGUCAAAUCCGAAACAUUGCACCUUCUGUUUCUGUGUGUGUUUCCCGGUAGUGGUCAUAGUCCAUUCCGAGGUGAUCACUAAUGUUUCGCCGUCGACGGCGUCGUUGGUGUGCGAUCGUGUCCUAGGACGCAGCCCUAGUGUGUGCCAUAGAUACCGUAGUAGCCCCACGACGACGUGAGGCGAUUGCUGUUUAACCAUCCAUCCUGAUUUUCGGAUCGAAGCAGGCAGCGUUUUCGUCCCGCAAUUGUGCGUAUAACGCGGCCAUCAUGAACAAGCUGGAAUACUCCCGUCGCAAUGGCACCCAGAAGAUACGGAUCACAAUUUUUUGCGCACGCAACCUGGCUCGGAAAGAUAUAUUCCGACUACCAGAUCCAUUUGCGAAGAUCACCGUGGAAGGAACGCGCCAGGAGUACACGACCGAGAUCUGCAAGGCAUCGCUCGAUCCACUAUGGAACUCGCACUACGAUCUGUUCCUCGGCAAGAACGACAACAUCAUCAUCUCCAUCUACAACCAGCGGAAGAUGCACAAGCGUCAAGGCUUUCUGGGUUGCGUGCGGAUAGUAGCCUCCAGCAUCCAGCUGUUGCGUGACACGGGCUACCAACGGUUGGAGCUGGUGAAACGUUCCCAGGAUGAUCCGGAUCCGGUCAAGGGUCAAAUUAUCGUGUCGCUGAUGUCACGCGACAGCGUUACCGGCGGUACGCCACUGGCCAUCGUCGGGCCGGCCGGGGAUGUUCGCGUACCGGAUGAUGACGAUUCGGCCGAUGCGCUGAUCGAUGAUCCACAGCAUCAGCAUCAUCACCAUCAUCAUCACCAGCCACAGCAGCAACCGCAACCGCAACCGCAGCAGCAGCAACCUUUACCCCAGGGCUGGGAGGAGCGUUCGGCGUCGAACGGUCGGUCGUACUACGUGAACCACUACACCAAAACCACACAGUGGCUACGGCCGACGGAGCCGGCCGGCCCACAGCAGCAGUCACCGAAUGGAGUGGUUACAACGCAGACCAACGGUAUCGUGAAUGUAACUGGCGGUAGUCCGACCAGUGUGACCAAUGGGAGUGCCGAUGGUGGUCCCACCACGAUACCACCAGGCCCGUCCAAGUCGGCCACCAGCAACAGUAUCAACAGCAUACAAUCGAACGACUCCGGCAGUCGGCGGCACUCGACGGAAAUAUUGCUCAGCUCGAACAACAAGGAAAAUUGUAAUAACCAUGGGAAGGAGCGGCCCGGGAAGGACAUCGAAAGCGGUGGGGGAGUUGGUGGUGGUGGUGGUGGUCCAUUGAUAAAUGGCAGUGGGGGUAGUGGCGGUCCCGGUGGUGUUACCCCGACCGCCGUCGCGCACAAACAGCAGCGAAACGAUGCGAAAAGCCCAGUGCGAAUUCAGGACGAGUCGAUCCUGAUAACACCCGGCUCGUCCAAUGCAAGCCCGCUGAGUGAAAUCAACAGUCCGAUAGCGUCGUCCAAGCAGCAACAACAGGACAUCUCGCCCCGUACGGGAAACGGUGGAAGGGAAUCAACCAAUCCACCAGUCUCCGGCAUGACGAAUGCCAUCGGAUCCCUAUCGAUCGACUCACCCGUCUCCGUGCGCUCGCCGCCCGGAGUGAACGGCAUCGGAGCGGGUGGAAACACACCCAACGGACAUGUGAAUGGUUCCGGCGGGUAUGGCAGCCCGAACCACCAGCAGCAACGAAGCGGCGAACAUAAUAACGCUUCCGGCGGAGGACAAUCGCACCAAUCAAAGCCGACAGUGCCUUCGUAUUUGCCGCUGGCGGCGAGUAACAACAACAGCACCAGCAGCAGCAGCAACAACAACGGUGGGGGCAACAGCAACGUCAAUGGUGGUAACAGCGUGCACAAUGGUGGAAGUAAUCAUGCUGCCGCACCGGAUACUGUUGGCGGAGGAGGGGGAGGUGGCGGUGGUGGUGGAGGUGGAGGUGGGAGUCGGUCGCAUCAUGGCACGCCGGCAAGUGAGACCGGUGGCCAUCGAGAAUCGUCAGCAUCCCGUAAUCGGACCCGAUCGGCAAGGCACGGUGAAGAACCGUCCCGGCGUAGACCGUCCAGGGAUAGGCCUCCGCGGCCAGCGAUGGGUGGUAUGCCGGGACAUCACAACCAGAUCCGUCCAGGUGUACCCUUCGUACGUCCGGCAGUCGAUCUUCCACAUGGCUAUGAAAUUCGAACGACACAACAGGGCCAGGUCUAUUUCUACCACAUACCAACGAAGCAGUCCACCUGGCACGACCCACGGAUACCGCGCGACUUCGACACGCAAAACCUUACGACGGAAACGCUCGGCCCACUGCCACACGGUUGGGAGCAGCGGCGAACUGCAUCCGGGCGGGUGUACUUCGUCGAUCACAACAACCGCACGACCCAGUUCACGGACCCGCGCCUAAACAUGCACGUGCUGCAGAUGCUCCGGCGGCAGAACAGUGCCGGUGUGUCGCCCUCGGUCACCAACAACAACAACAACACACCCGUCAACAACGCCGCCGGUCGGGGCUGUUCGAUGGCUGCCCUAUCCGGGGCGGGACCGCAAGUACCAAAUGGUUCUUCGGCCGUUUCGAGCCGGCAAAUCGUGAUGGGAGUCGGUACGGACACCGCUCUCAGUGCUAUUUCCAAUGGAGACACCACCGCGGUCACUCAUUCACCGAGGGGUGGCGCAACGACUGUGGUUAACAACAUUCCCGAUCUACCGCAGGGCCUGAUGGAUAGUGCCGACCUUCUACCGAAGUAUCGGCGCGAUCUGGUUGGUAAAAUAAGGGCCUUGCGGGCAGAGUUGCAGCUACUGCAGCCCCAGUCCGGCCACUGUCGAUUGGAGGUGUCUCGAAAUGAAAUAUUCGAAGAGAGCUAUAGACUGAUCAUGAAGAUGCGUCCCAAAGAUAUGCGCAAACGGUUGAUGGUGAAGUUCAAGGGCGAGGAAGGGCUGGACUAUGGUGGUGUGGCCCGCGAGUGGUUGCAUCUGUUGUCACGUGAAAUGCUCAACCCACAGUACGGUCUGUUCCAGUACAGCCGGGAUGACCAUUACUUUUUGCAAAUCAACCCCGAUUCUGGCGUCAAUCCGGAGCACCUGUCGUACUUUCACUUUGUUGGCCGCAUCCUGGGCAUCGCAGUGUUUCACAAUCACGUGUUGGACGGUGGCUUCACGCUACCGUUCUACAAGCAGCUGCUGAACAAACCAAUCACACUGUCCGAUAUCGAAGACGUCGAUCCGGAGUUGCACCGUAGUUUGACGUGGAUUCUUGAGAACAACAUAUCGGGAGUGAUCGACUCGACGUUCAGUGUGGAAAACAACAGCUUCGGCGUGCUGAAGGUGCACGAACUGAAACCGAACGGUGCCUCUAUCUCGGUGACCGAGGAUAACAAGCGGGAGUACGUGAAGCUGUACGUAAACUAUCGGUUUAUGCGCGGCAUCGAACAACAGUUUUUAGCUCUCUCGAAAGGUUUCGGCGAAUUGAUCCUCAGCCAUCUGCUCCGUCCGUUCGACGAGCGAGAGCUAGAGCUGGUGAUCAGUGGCAUCAGUCAGAUCGAUGUGACCGAUUGGAAGGCAAACACGCGGUUGAAACAAUGCACCGCCGACACACCGCAGAUCGUAUGGUUCUGGCAGAUCGUUGAGUCCUACUCGCCGGAGAUGCGCGCUCAGCUACUACAGUUCGUGACCGGAUCGUGCCGGGUGCCAUUGCAAGGUUUCCGCGCCCUCCAGGGUUCGACGGGGGCGGUUGGACCGCGCCUUUUCACCAUCCAUCUGACGGCGGAUGUUCCGAUACAGAACCUACCGAAGGCGCAUACCUGCUUCAACCGGCUUGACCUACCGAUGUAUGACUCCUACCAGCUAAUGUACGACAAGUUGACGCAGGCCGUCGAGGAGACGUGCGGAUUCGCCGUAGAGUAGAGUUUGACAACACCGGUGCGGUGCGUUGAGGGCAGUUUUUUGGUUCAUGGAUUUUUUUCCAUUGCACCCCGCCAUCACGAGGGAAUCCAUCCUUCGCGAAACGUGUCAAUCGUUUUAUGCUGGUGGAUCUCCUCGUAGUUGAAUUUAAAAAGUGGGAAAAAGGAAAUUUUGAAUAAGAACUAAAGGAAAAAGUAAGAACUAAGAAUUUGUAAGAACGCAAGGAGCGAUAAAAGAUCAAUUUGGUUUUCUGGGGAGAAUCGAUGCAGAAAAGCCAGAAAGCUUUCACUUGAUACGGGUUAGUUCUUGUGAAUGGUUUCCUUUAUAAAAUGUGUCUGUUUAUUCCAUCGAUCGAAUCGCAUGGAUAAACACAUGGCAUCAACUGUCUGGGGGGAGAGAUGGGGAUGAGUUUUGCUUUUCACUACGAGCACCCCGAAGAGUUAUAUGUCUCCAAUUUAUCUUUCAAUGAAAUGAAUGCAGCGUGUGUGGUAUGGCGCAUCCCAGAUCGAACGAAACGGAUUGAAUUGUUUUCCUUUCGGCAACAAGCGCGGGGAAAAUAGCAAAUCGAUAUCUCUCGGUUCGUAUCUAAAGAAAGGAAAAUUAAUUUACCGUGCAGGUUGUGCCUCCCAUAUCUGUUAAACUAGCUUAGCUAUUGGACAGCUGGGAACAACCACUGGGUUGGCGAAGCUUGGAUUAUUCUUUUUCCGCCCUCGUCGAGGCUAAAGACAGUUUUUUAAAGUUGCUAUUUGAUGCUAAGCCAAGCGAUGCUUUCAAUAAUGCAACCAGGUU